UUGGUACUCGUCGUUAUAUGUCCCCAGAAGUAUUGGAAGGAGCUACAGAAUUUACAAGUUUUGCUUUCCAACAAAUUGAUGUUUAUGCCGCUGCUUUAGUAAUCUGGGAAGUAUUAUCAAGGACUUGUAUUAAUGAAGAAAAUAAGGAAGAAAAUGUUGAAAAUAAAGUAACCGAGAAUUGUGAAAAUAUUCGUUUAACUUCAACACCUCCACCAUUUAUGCUCCCUUACGAAGCUGAAAUUGGUACAAACCCUUCUCUCAGCCAAAUAAGGGAACAUGUAGCUUUACGUAAAUGUCGACCACGUGUUAGACCUGCAUUAAUGGACAAUGAAAUUUCGACUUGUAUUGUAAGGACAAUGUCGGAGAUGUGGGACCAUGAACCGGAUUGCCGAAUCACAUCUUCAUGCGCCAGAGACAGGAGUUUAAUUUGGUUAACAAAUAUAAGAACACUAAUACCAAAUUAA
Meloidogyne enterolobii is the source of this 464-nucleotide messenger RNA. NCBI's taxonomy places the organism in Eukaryota, Metazoa, Nematoda, Chromadorea, Rhabditida, Meloidogynidae. The record is from the annotation of a GenBank genome assembly.